Molecule: messenger RNA, 2778 nt
Organism: Oreochromis niloticus (Nile tilapia)
Lineage: Eukaryota; Metazoa; Chordata; Actinopteri; Cichliformes; Cichlidae
Gene: acot11b
Product: acyl-CoA thioesterase 11b
Exons: 17
Coding region: 298-2127 (609 amino acids)
Biological process (GO): acyl-CoA metabolic process
Cellular component (GO): cytosol; cytoplasm
Molecular function (GO): long-chain fatty acyl-CoA hydrolase activity; lipid binding
Source: RefSeq, a predicted model, not a curated record
CUCUCGCACUCCAACCGCACUCCUCCUCAACCCGACGACUCAACCGAACCUGCUCCGGAGGAGGGGGAGAAAGAGGCGGAGCCACGUCUGACUGACGCUCCCAUGGGCCAAUAGGAACAUAAAAAUGGCCUUAAGUUGCCGUGUUAUUGAGGAAUGGGUGAAAUGAGAAGAGCCACCGCUUCGGGGUCGCUUUGUGCACUUUUUCUGUCGACUUCGUGUUUUGCACAAGACACUCUUUGGCACUAAACGGACUUUCUGUCGACUUCAGCUUCAGCAGGAAGUUUUCAAUUGUGAGAUAUGACUUCAGAAAAUAAAGAUUCAGACACCAUGCCGGACCCCCUGCUCAUCCAGGAGAGUGGGGAAGUGUACAGAAACCCCACUGAAGUGCAGAUGAGUCAGAUUGUGCUGCCCUGUCAUGCCAAUCACUGUGGGGAGCUGAGUGUUGGACAGCUGCUGAAGUGGAUGGACUCCACAGCCUGUUUAUCUGCUGAGAGACAUGCAGGUUGUUCCUGUAUCACUGCAUCAGUGGAUGACAUCCAUUUUGAACACACCAUAGGGGUAGGAAAGGUUGUUAAUAUCAUCGCAAAGGUCAACAGAGCCUUUACGUCCAGUAUGGAGGUGGGCAUUUUAGUGACUUGCGAGGACCUUUACACUGACAGGCAGUGGAAGGUUUGCCACGCCUUUGCCACCUUUGUUGCCAGAAGGACAGAAGCUGGGAAGGUACAGCUGAAGCAGGUGAUUCCUCGCACACAAAUGGAGCAGAUGGAGUACAGCCUGGCAGCAGAGCGGAGGAGGAUGAGGCUCAUCCACGCUGAGAUUAUCACAGACCUACUGAGCAGCAGCACAGCUCAGCUGGGAGAAUGCCAGGAGUAUCAGGACGCUGUGCCAGCUGAGCGGACACGUGUUGAGAGUGUAGAGCUGGUGCUUCCGCCCCAUGCCAACCACCAAGUCAGCACUUUUGGGGGCCAGAUUAUGGCCUGGAUGGAAAAUGUGGCUACAAUUGCAGCAAGUCGCCUGUGUAACGCUCAUCCAACCCUGAGGUCCAUAGACAUGUUCCAUUUUCGUGGCCCAUCUCACAUCGGCGACCGACUGGUACUGAAAGCUAUUGUUAACAAUGCCUUCAAGCACAGCAUGGAGGUGGGAGUUUGUGCUGAGGCCUACCAGGGUGGAGAACCUCUGCGCCACAUAAAUAGUGCCUUUAUGACCUUUGAGGUGCUGGACAGUGACAGGAAACCAUGCACGCUGCCACGGAUACGACCUGAGCCUGUGGAUGGAAAAAGACGCUUUCAAGAAGCUAUUGCCAGAAAGAAGAUUCGCCUUGAUAGGAAAUAUAUUAUCUCCUGCAAGCAAACUGAAGUGCCCUUGUCUGUUCCCUGGGAUCCAAGUAACCAGAUGUACCUGAGCUACAACAAUGUCUCAGCGCUGAAAUUAAUGGACAACAGGAACAACUGGGUGUUGGCUUCGGAGAAAAAUAAGGUCAGAUUGUACACACUGGAGGAAAACCACAUGCUGUGUUUCAAGGUGGAGAUGAACGUCAGAGUCUCGGCAGAGCAGACGUUCCACCUACUGUCAGACCUGAGGAGGAGAAAGGAGUGGGACCGGCAUUAUGAGGAGUGUGAGGUGAUCAACCAGGCAGAUGAGGAUGACACCAUCUAUCGCGUAGCUACACCCUCUGUCACUAAAGGGGGGAAGGGGAAGGACUUCAUCUUGCUGGCAUCUAGACGGAAGCCCUGUGAUUCCGGGUGUGUUGAUAUGACCUUGCUUGCAUCACGUGAUAAUUUCGCACUUCAUUUCAACAAAACUCUGUGUGAGUUAAAAUGUCUUGAUGCUCAAUCAUCCAGAGACCCGUAUCUGAUCGCUCUGCGUUCAGUCACUUUGCCCACUCACCCGCCCACGGAAGAGUACACGAGGGGAGAGGUGCUCUGUGCUGGCUUCACAAUCUGGGAAGAGUCCAGUUCUGUUACCAAGAUCACCUACUACAACCAGGCCACACCAGGUGUCCUCCCCUACAUUUCCACAGACAUUGCGGGCCUCUCCUCAAGCUUUUACAGCGCCUUUUCGGCCUGCAGCCAAUUCCUGCUGGCCAACAAGGAUAGCUUGGCUGCUCUGCCACCCUCUGCGCUGUGACACAAGUAUUACCACAGUCUACUGAGACAACAAGAAGCAUCAGGAGGAAAGAACAGGAUCAGCCCUCUUUGUUCAUCCCAUUUCUUGUAAAGGUGCUCACAAAAGCCAGUAAAGUCCAACGUUAACUUUGAAACGCUGAGAUUAUAAAAGGCAUUGGAUUUGUAGAAGCUUCUACUUGUUUGCACCAGUAGUAAUGGUGCAGUAACAGUACACUAUAUUUUCGAUGUUGGAUUUGAAUCCCCUUAGAGCCUAAACCUUCUGUGCAAUAUUAAUUUAUAGAUUAAUGGAUCACUUUUUGGUACGUAGUUUUAAAUAUUUAACGGAAUCUCAUUGUUUAUCUUUAGACAGCCAUGUUUUUAUUGGCACUGCCAGUUGUUACAAAAAAAAGAAAAAUUGAAAUGUUCAGUUUUCUUUGUGUAUUUUGUAUCACCUCGAAUAAAGUCUGAACUGUUGAUUAAACCUUUGAAUGAUGAAGCUAAUAUGUACAUUUCAUGUGUAAUGAUGCUGUAUAUUUUUUCUAGUCCACAAUGUAUAGUUUUGCACAAAUGUAAUUGAACUGAUUGUAUCAUAUGUGGACGCUUGAUGGUCAAGAAUCUUAAAUCUUGAGCUGUUUUGAUUGAACUGAAACAAUAAACUUAAAAUGUGAUUGUG